This is a messenger RNA of Centropristis striata (black sea bass), 1149 nucleotides long. Its product is annotated as schwannomin-interacting protein 1-like. Gene Ontology annotation, biological process: positive regulation of hippo signaling. The coding region runs from base 122 to 724 and encodes 200 amino acids. NCBI's taxonomy places the organism in Eukaryota, Metazoa, Chordata, Actinopteri, Perciformes, Serranidae. Gene Ontology annotation, cellular component: plasma membrane; cell junction. The record is from RefSeq and is a predicted model, not a curated record. The transcript has 4 exons.
CAACUUUUUCCCCAAGCGUGAAAUUCCUCAAGUUCGUGUCUUUUGUUUGUAUGUUGGACCGAGAAUGAGCGGAUCUCUGGCAGGAUAACAGCUACAGUUAAAACCUGUAAAGACACAAUAGAUGGAGGGAGAGAAGGAGAGACAGAGGCAGCAGCGAGAGGAGAAGGAGAGCAACGAGGCAGAAGACGACCAGAGGAGUGACGAGGACGAUGACGAGGAGGAGGAGGAAGAUUCAGAAGGUGCGGCGCUGGUCUGGCAGGAAGGCUACGGCGAGGACAAUCUGGGCCUUCCCAUCAUGCACUGGGAGGCGCUGAGCCUGCGCAUCGCUGAGCUGGAGAAGCAGGAAGAGGAGAACAAGGAGAAGAGGGCAAAGAGAGGAGUGUCUCUGGAGCGAGGCAGGGCUCCAGUCAGCUGGACGGAGGAGAGAGGGAGGAGAACGGAAAGCUGGGAGGACGGAGACGACGCCUGCAACAGCCACGUGCUGGCACUCACCUCCCGUUUCUCUCUUUCACUCAGUCAGAGCUGUAAUGAAAUGAGCAUAAAUGGACCUUAUGAACUGACUGGUGUGUCCUCCAGCCUGCAGACACAGAUGAACCUGCAGCUCUGCUUCAUCAACAACAGUGAGAGUGAGGAGGAGGAGGAGGACGAGAAGGAGGGAGAAAUGAGGGAGAAGGAGAGCAGCAAUACACGGGUAACUCCCCCACACACCACACCCUCCUCAUAGACAACAACAGUUUGAAGUGUGUGUGACUGUUUCUGCCAACCGAACAAUCUUUGUUUUUUUUGUGCAUAUGUUGUUUGAUCUUUUUUUAUUAUUCACGUGUAUCUUUGUGUACACUACCGGUCAAAAGUUUUAGAACACCCCAAUUUUUCCAUUUUUUUAUUGAAAUUCAAGCAGUUCAAGUCAAAUGAACAGCUUGAAAGGGUACAAAGGUAAGUGGUGAACUGCCAGAGGUAAAUAAAAAAAGGUAAGCUUAACCAAAACUGAAAAGUAAUGUACAUUUCAGAAUUAUACAAGUAGGCCUUUUUCAGGGAACAAGAAAUGGGUUAACAACUUAACUCUAUGGAGUCUUGGGCUAUUUUGAAUUCUUUUCAUGUCUUUGUAAAUCAUUUUGUGUCCUUUUUGGUCAUUUUGUGACUUUUAGUGUC